CAGACUACGUCAAACAACCAAAAGCUCACUCGCCUCUUCCAUUAACUCGUGAUUCUCUUAUCGUUAUUUGCGGUAUCCCUCACCAUCAAAACAUUUGGUGUGAUCUCAUGGCUACAAGCUAUUGAUACGAAAGCACUUGCAUUCAUACCUGCCCGCGUGUUGCCAGACUUCAGAAUGCUUGGCUGGGUUCUCCGGAGGGGACUGGAGAGUGCAAGAGGCCAGGAAGCGGCCACAACAGGCGAUGAUACUACCAACAUCGACCAGCCCGAUACUCCCGGCCCAGUCUUUGCGGCUCGCGCAUUGAAAAGCGCCAUCUUCGGCACACCAGCUCGACCUGACGAACAUGCGAAGAUUGAGGAAAUGGUCCAGCCUAUCGCGGAAAACGACCGCGACGACGUUACGAGGACACCCUCGAGACCCCAGGGCAUUCUUUUGACGCCUGGAACUGGGGCAUCUCGUCGGAAACGAGUUUCCUUCGAUCACAACACCUUAAACAAUGGAACUUCGGCAAUCGACAAGAGCAAUGGACACACCGAUGACCCUUCAAGGCAUCCUCGCACCCUUUCCCUUCGGAAGGAUAAUCCGUCUACCAGACGCACACGGCUAACCGAAAGCCUCGAACAAUCGCGCCGAUCAAAACAUACUUCGAAGGAAGUAGACGCGCCCAGGUUGAAUGCCUCAGAAGAAGAAUGGGAAGAAGAUGAAGAGGAUGGCUUGGACGAUAAUUGCACUCACGACGUUACCCUCGACCUGAACGAGCCCCAUUCUCGAUCCGGGAAAUACUGGAAGUCCGAAUUCGAACAGUACCACCAAGAUGCCAGGACGGAGAUGGAAAAAUUGCUGAAGUAUAAGCAACUAGCCAAGUCGUACGCAAAAAUGAAAGAUGCCGAGGCACUUGAUGUCAGCGUCAAGCUCAAGGAAGAACAAGAGAGGGUCAUACAGAUGGAGAAGCAGAUCACGGAGAUGGCCGCGCACAUGGCCUCAAAACGACUUACGGGAGACGAAGGAAAUAAUUCACAUCUUAUGAAGGACCUGGCCAAGCAGACCGCUCUGGCCGUUCAAUACCGAAACCAGGUUGAAGAACUUGAAGCACUGUUGAACGCCAGAAGAGAUGACGAUGGCAGCGACCAGGAUACCAAGACACGACGACGCCGCCAAGCAGCUUCGCCACGGACACACAGGACGUUAUUGGAGACGCAGCGGGAGUUGAGACGUGCUCGAGCACAAAUCAGAGAGAAUGGGGACCUUCGCGACGAAGUUAAACGACUCAAGGCUGGUCUCCUUGCUGCGGAGCGACGUGCCACCGAACUUGAGACUGAGAAACGAGCGCUAGGCGAGGACCGUGUCCGGCCGACUUCCCAAUCGACAGAUAUGAGUGCUCAGCUGGAGGAAGCCAAGGCCGAUAUCCGCCGCAAAGACAACGAGUUACGCGCACUGAAGGAGGAGCUCCAGGUUCACAAACUGGAGGCCUCUGCGCGAGAGGAAGAAACAAAGAGGGUCCUGGACAAAGCGACGGCCAAGAUAGCAGAUCUCAAGAGAGAGAUCAAGACUCUCAAAUCUGGUUCGAUCGGUGUUCCGGUGGCCCUCGCGCGUGCCCAUUCCACGAUUGCAAGCGAACUCCCUCCACUGCGUUCCAAUGCGGAGAACCAAACAGACCGAAAAGACAGCAACUCCGUUGCACUUCAGAGCGGAAGAGGUAGCAUGGAUCUGAUCAAUUCCCUGGGGAAGAAACUCAACGAGAACUCCUCUCGCUACUCCAGAAUCAAGAGCAUCGAGAAUGCCGAGCCGAUGACAACCAAGGCCAAUGUUGCCGCAGAAGAAGGCGCCGCGAAGAAACCUCUCGCCAAUGCUCUUCGUGACAGGGUCAACCUCGAGGAGCCCCGAUGGAAGCCAUUCAUUCCCAGGUCACCGCGUAAUAGGAACGACCUUGGCCCUGAGUUGAACGAGCACAUUGAGAUCUCGGCCGGCAUCCCAUCUGGUCGCACACCCGCUCCUCUCCAUCGUUUCGCGAUCAAAGACACCGACUAUAUCGGCUCCCAGGGAGAUGAGAUGUCCCAUCUGAAUCUUCGCAAUCUCGACGCCGACGUCAUGAAAGCGAAACUGAAUAAGACGCUGCCGCCCGAAAGACGUGCUGCCGCUAUUGCUCGGAUUGAGCGUAGGAAGGCGGAAAAGAGGCGUCUCGACGCGUCCCAUAACAAGGAGAAUAUUGACGCUUAAGGAUGGCAGUUGAAAUUUCUGGAUAAUACAACCUGGAGUAUACAGUGGAGUUUGGGCGUUAGGAACAUCGUGGGAAUAGUUGUACAGAACAGUCUGUCGCAGGAGAGCCUGGCGUUUUGGUACACUCGAGCAAACAACUCCACAAGAUACUUAUGCCUGAAUUUUGAUUACUUUCUCUCUCUCUCGCUCUCUCCCCUCUCCCG
This is a messenger RNA of Sodiomyces alkalinus F11, 2420 nucleotides long. RefSeq lists its product as hypothetical. The transcript has 2 exons. NCBI's taxonomy places the organism in Eukaryota, Fungi, Ascomycota, Sordariomycetes, Glomerellales, Plectosphaerellaceae. The coding region runs from base 175 to 2217 and encodes 680 amino acids. The record is from RefSeq and is a predicted model, not a curated record.